This is a messenger RNA of Colletotrichum graminicola M1.001, 1623 nucleotides long. RefSeq names its product zinc carboxypeptidase. Gene Ontology annotation, molecular function: metallocarboxypeptidase activity; zinc ion binding. The record is from RefSeq and is a predicted model, not a curated record. The coding region runs from base 1 to 1623 and encodes 540 amino acids. Gene Ontology annotation, biological process: proteolysis. The transcript has 2 exons. NCBI's taxonomy places the organism in Eukaryota, Fungi, Ascomycota, Sordariomycetes, Glomerellales, Glomerellaceae.
AUGCGUCCCCAAUCCGUCAUAUCGCUCGCUGGCGUCGUCCUACUCGCCCCCAUCGUCUCUUCCACUCGUUUCGAUAUAUAUUCGGGCCGCCAACACGAGACGUCGGGGCUAGGUCCAAACAAGGUCGAUCUAUUCCCUCUCUUGAAGAAGCUGCGCAACGGUGUUGUGGAGUUCGUCUUUGGCCCUCAUCCCGCCAAAGCAACUACCAGCAGUUCUCAUGCUAAAGCGAGUCUUCGUGAUGAUCAUGUCAACGAGGUUGUUCUGCGCUUCAAUCUCACUACUGCCGAAGAGGAGACUGCUUUUGCUGCCGCCGCAGCUCGGACGUUUCUCGACGUCUGGACCUUCAAUCGCGAUUACGUUGACAUUAGGAUUCACAAGAGCGACAUUCGAUCCUUGCUAAGCCUCUUGCCCGGGUCUCUGAAGACAACCUAUUCAACUUUGAUUACAGACCUGGCCGCUGCAGUAUAUGAUACGUAUCCGGCCAUCGACACCCCCACCCAGAUACAUCGUAUUGAUGACCGUCGGGCGAAUCUGAAACCGACGCACAGCGGGAGGGAUAACUACUUCUUCCAAGACUAUCAGAAGCUUGACACAAUCGCCCAAUGGAUGCGUUUAACUGAGGCUAUGUUCCCGUCCAUCACCGAAGCAAUCACCAUCGGACAAUCGUACGAAGGCAGAGACAUCUUGGGGCUCAAAGUGGGAACGAAAACGCGCGUGCCGGGAGCUGAUAGAAGAAAGACUGUUGUCGUGACGGGCGGGAUGCAUGCGCGCGAGUGGAUAUCCACGACCACUACAAACUACGUCGCCUGGUCGUUUAUCACGGCCUUUGGCCGAGAGCCCAUGAUCACUAAAUUGCUGGAGCAUUUUGACUUCGUAUUCAUACCGGCGGUCAACCCCGAUGGCAUCGAGUAUACUUGGACAACGGAUCGACUGUGGCGCAAAUCCAGGCAGCAAACGGGCAUGUCAUGGUGCCGUGGUUUUGACCUGGACCACGCCUUCGGCUAUGAAUGGGGUGAUUUUUUGGAGAACGACCCGUGUUCCGAAAGCUACGGUGGUAAGGAACCAUGGCAGGCUACCGAAGCCGCCGCGUUGGCUACAUGGGCAAAGAAUGCGUCCCGGGAGACAGCCGAGUUCAUUGGUCUCAUCGACCUGCACUCGUAUUCGCAACAGGUUCUUUUCCCAUUUGCCUACUCCUGCAAUGUGGACCCGCCGAACGUCGAAAACCUCGAAGAGCUCGCCGCUGGACUCGCUAAGGCGAUCCGCCUGUCAAACGGUGAAUUGUACUCGGUAACAUCAGCGUGCGAGGGUGCAGUAGCAGGCCGCGGCUCCAAGACAGACGCUAGUCGAAUCGAGGCAGGUGGUGGUUCGGCCAUUGACUGGUUCUAUCAUGAGUUGCAUGCGCAUUACAGCUACCAGAUCAAGCUGAGGGACACGGGAAGCUAUGGCUUUUUACUCCCCAAGGACAACAUCAUUCCUGUCGGUGAAGAGAUAUUCAGUGCCAUGAAGUACUUUGGAGAUUACUUGCUCGGCAAUAACGGGAUUGAAAAGUCGAUUGGAACUGCAAUUCCGACACCGGAAGAGCCAGAUCGCAGCUUAGAGCUCCGGCGUCUGAAGAGGAAGUAA